CAGAUUCUCGAAGAACGGCCUCCUAAACUACAAACCUUACCAGCCAUGUCGCUUGAAGACAAAAAGAAUGGAAUUACAAAUCUCAAGGCUCAUUUUGCCACAUCUUCCUUAUCCACACCAUCUGAUCCAUCUAACAAAGAGCAAGUGGAUAUUGAUUGGGAAAAUAUGGGAUUUGGUCUGAUUCCCACUGACUAUAUGUAUAUUGCAAACUGCACUAAAGAUGGGUGUUUUGAGGAGGGCAAACUGAUCCCUUAUGGAAAUCUUGAAAUUAGCCCAGCGGCUGGUGUGUUGAAUUAUGGGCAGGGUAUAUAUGAAGGCACAAAAGCAUUUAGAAGAGAAAAAGGGGGCAUCUUUUUGUUCAGACCGGACCAGAAUGCGAUCCGAAUGCAGAUUAGUGCGGAAAGAUUGUGCAUGCCUUCCCCUUCAGUUGACCAAUUUUUGGAAGCUGUAAAACAGAUUGUGAUGGCUAACAAGCGUUGGAUACCUCCUCCAGGAAAGGGGUCUCUCUAUAUUAGGCCUAUACUAUUUGGAAGUGGACCGGUUCUUGGUCUAGCUCCAGCUCCCCAUUAUACAUUUGUAAUCUAUGCCUCACCGGUCGGAAAUUAUUUCAAGGCACCUCUGAACAUAUACAUCGAGGAAGAGUUCCACCGCUCCUCGCGAGGUGGAUCCGGUGGUGUGAAAAGCAUUACUAACUAUGCACCGGUAAUGAAAUCACUAUUGAGAGCAAAAGGCAAAGGAUUCUCCGAUGUACUCUACCUUGAUUCAACUCAUAAGCGAUACGUAGAGGAGGUGUCUUCAUGUAACCUCUUCAUGGUCAAGGGGGACGUUGUUUUGACUCCACCAGCAGGCGUCACAAUCCUUUCGGGUAUUACAAGGAAAAGUAUAAUUGAUAUUGCACGAGAUUUAGGGUACAAGGUUGAAGAAAGAGUGGUGGAUGUUGAGGAAUUAUGCAAUGCUGAUGAAGCAUUUUGUACUGGAACUGCAGUCGGUAUUGCUCCAGUUGGAAGCAUUACUUUCAAAGAAAAAAGGAUUCUGUACAAAUUAGGAUCAGGGACAGUGGGGCAGAAACUAGCCUCAACACUCUUAGAGAUACAAAGAGGUGUAAUUGAAGAUAAGAUGGGAUGGGUUGUGGAGAUUGAGAAACAAAACUGAUGAUGCAAUUAUGUAUAGUUGCUCUAAACUUUUAAUUUGUUUGGGCUAUGUAUGCCUUAAUACUGUUUGCGUAUUCAAACUUGUUAUACCGAAUUGAAGGCCUUGCCUAUAUAUAGUACACAUACUUCUCGGGGAUGUUGAAAAAAUAUUACACAAGUGAUCAAAAUGAAUAAUAAAUUUCACUCUUCCUUUUGA
Cuscuta europaea is the source of this 1347-nucleotide messenger RNA. The record is from the annotation of a GenBank genome assembly. NCBI's taxonomy places the organism in Eukaryota, Viridiplantae, Streptophyta, Magnoliopsida, Solanales, Convolvulaceae.